GGAAGCAAGUGGGAGGGGAGCAGGCCAAGGGGCUAUAUAACCCUGCUCCAUUCUGCUUCCCUGGACACCAGCCACCCAGUGUGGAGAAGCCCAGCCAAGCACCAUCAGGAACCCUGUGAAGCAGCUCCAGCUAUGUGUGAAGAAGAGGACAGCACUGCCCUAGUGUGUGACAAUGGCUCUGGGCUCUGCAAGGCCGGCUUCGCUGGGGACGAUGCUCCCAGGGCUGUGUUCCCAUCCAUUGUGGGGCGUCCCAGACACCAGGGGGUGAUGGUGGGAAUGGGACAGAAAGACAGCUACGUGGGUGAUGAAGCACAGAGCAAAAGGGGAAUCCUGACGCUGAAGUACCCGAUAGAGCACGGCAUCAUCACUAACUGGGACGACAUGGAAAAGAUCUGGCACCAUUCCUUCUACAACGAACUCCGUGUGGCCCCGGAGGAGCAUCCCACCCUGCUCACGGAAGCGCCACUGAAUCCCAAGGCCAACCGGGAGAAAAUGACCCAGAUUAUGUUCGAGACCUUCAAUGUCCCAGCCAUGUACGUAGCCAUUCAGGCGGUGCUGUCCCUCUAUGCCUCUGGACGCACGACUGGCAUUGUGCUGGACUCUGGCGAUGGCGUCACCCAUAACGUGCCCAUCUAUGAGGGCUACGCCCUGCCCCAUGCCAUCAUGCGUCUGGACCUGGCUGGCCGAGAUCUCACCGACUACCUCAUGAAGAUCCUGACCGAGCGAGGCUAUUCCUUCGUGACCACUGCCGAGCGAGAGAUCGUGCGGGACAUCAAGGAGAAGCUGUGCUACGUGGCUCUCGACUUUGAGAACGAGAUGGCCACGGCGGCGUCCUCCUCCUCCCUUGAGAAGAGCUACGAGCUGCCCGAUGGCCAGGUGAUCACCAUCGGCAACGAGCGCUUCCGCUGCCCGGAGACCCUCUUCCAGCCCUCCUUCAUUGGGAUGGAAUCUGCUGGCAUCCACGAAACCACCUACAACAGCAUCAUGAAAUGUGACAUCGACAUCAGGAAGGACCUCUAUGCUAACAACGUCCUCUCAGGGGGCACCACCAUGUACCCGGGCAUUGCCGACAGGAUGCAGAAGGAGAUCACAGCCCUGGCCCCCAGCACCAUGAAGAUCAAGAUCAUCGCCCCUCCAGAGCGCAAGUAUUCUGUCUGGAUUGGCGGCUCCAUCCUGGCCUCUCUGUCCACCUUCCAGCAGAUGUGGAUCAGCAAACAGGAGUACGAUGAGGCCGGCCCCUCCAUUGUCCACCGCAAAUGCUUCUAAGACACCCCCUUUGCUGUGUGUGUCUCCAGCACACAACUGUGAAUGUUUUGUGGAAUAACGCCUUCAAUUUCUUUCCAAAUCAUUCCUAACCAAAGCUCUGAUUCGUUACCUAUGUUUUUUUUUAAAAAAGAUAAAUAAAUCUGAAACAUUCUAUCCCUAA
Molecule: messenger RNA, 1426 nt
Organism: Chinchilla lanigera (long-tailed chinchilla)
Lineage: Eukaryota; Metazoa; Chordata; Mammalia; Rodentia; Chinchillidae
Gene: Acta2
Product: actin, alpha 2, smooth muscle, aorta
Exons: 9
Coding region: 133-1266 (377 amino acids)
Source: RefSeq, a predicted model, not a curated record